UUUCGAAAGCUCGCAAGUUCAACCUUCGCAAACACACCCGUGAAAUAACAUGGUGCAUAUCGAGAAAAAGGAGAGCGAGCCCAACAUCAUUUUGGUGAAUAUUGCCAGAGUAGUCGUGGUAAGCUGUCACGUGCUUACGUAACGUAUCGAAAGCUCAUCCGUGAUAAUGAAGCGGAUUAAUAGUAGGAAUAGUCCGGUCGUUGGAAGCCAGCCGGCAAUAAGUGGAUCAUCGUCGGCCGAGCACGUGGCAUCAGCUAUUACGCGCGGCUUUGCUCGUGCUGUCGCAGAGUACAGACAAUUGUGAUCGCUCGAGGGAGUGCAGGCGGUGGACACGAGACCCGCUCCUGCGUGAACCGGUACACUCAGAGAGGCGAGAAAGUCCUUUUUUGUCCGAAGAAAAGGAGAGAGACGGUUGAAGGAUAUAGCAACAACAAUCGUCGCAAUCAUGGGACCAUUGUGAUGCGUCGGGGCGCGCGAUCAUUGGAUCCGGCGAGCUGCCAAGCGGACGUGGAAACCUGCUGCUGUAAUCGAGGGUUGGAAGCGUGGCUUCGACGUACUAUGGGAUCCAAAAACCGCAUCGGCAAUCCACUACGAUAGGAGGUUUCCCGAGAACCUCAUGCCAACAUUUUCCAUCGCCAAACUAACAUACACGCGACGCAGGGAUAUAAUGUUGCGCCUGCUGGGAGUUCGGCUGCUGUCGCGGCUCCUCGUCCUCGUCUGCUCCCUGUCGCUGCUCUCGCUGCUCUUCCUCAGCCGCUGCGGAUUCAACAACCUCGAUGCCGACCUCGUCGAUUCUUCCGGUCCAGCAACAUUGGCGAGUAACAGCUUGCUGGAGGCGAACCAGCGCGAGGAGGAGACGAGGCUGGAGGUCGAGAGGCUCACGGCGGAGAUACGCACGCUCAAGCUACAGAUCCUGCAGUUGACGGGCGGUCCACCACCGGGGCACGGGCUCCAGGACUCGUCGCCUGUGAUAAACAGCAGCGACAUCGGUGAUUGCCUGGCCGCCCGGCGCCAGGUCGACCAAGCCGAGAUAAGCCAGGGCCUGCCCCUGAACAACGAGUACGAGCUCAUACCGUUCAGUCACUUUACCCUCGCGCGUCUGUACCCCGUCGAGCUGGGCUUGGGCAAGCGGGUCGUCGAGAAGCCGAUCGGCUUCAAGCGCAAGGACUUUAACGAGGCCGUGCUCAAGGCCAUCGAGACGCUCAACAGAAACGCCACGGGACUCGCCCCUACCUCAAACACCUUGUCGCCUUCGUCCUCGAGGUACACGGAGGACGACUUUCUCGAGGGUCUGUACAGGGUGGAGCCGACCACCGGCACCCAGUACGAGAUGUACUUCAGGACGAAGAACCUCAACAAGAGCAGCGCCGUCCAAACGGGCCAGUACGGCAGCGGCAUGGGUCCCCAGAGCAGCUACACAAAGAUAACGCUGAUGCGGCCGUACGCGCCCCUUCAGUACGUGGGAACGGAGCGCCAGCAGCAGCAGCCCAACCGCGAGAAGGAGCUCGUGCACGUGAUACUGCCCCUAUCGGGGAGGACGGGCACCUUCCAGUCGUUCAUGGACAAGUUCGUCAAGAUAGCGCUGAGGAACGAUAGGAGGGUCCACUUGACGGUCGUGUACUUUGGCACGGAGGGCCUCAGCGAGGCGAGGGCCAUCAUGUCGAGGGUGCUCAUGACCCGGGGUAGCGGUGGCACCAAUCAGAAUCUCAGGCUGCUCGCCCUCAACGAGACCUUCUCGAGGGGCAAGGGGCUGAGGGUCGGCGCCGAGAGGGCCUGGAACGCGGGCGAGAAGGACGUCCUGCUGUUCAUGUGCGACGUCGACAUUGUCUUCAGCGCGAGGUUCCUCGACAGGUGUCGGUGGAACACAGCUCCGGGGCGGAAAGUGUACUACCCGAUCGUCUUCAGUCUGUACAACCCGCACGUCGUUUACACCCUGCAGGGAAGGGAAGUGCCCGCGGAAACGGAUCAGCUCGUCAUCUCGAGGGACACCGGCUUCUGGCGGGAUUUUGGUUACGGGAUGACUUGCCAGUACAGGUCCGAUUUCCUGCGGGUGCGGGGCUUCGACGAGAACAUCGUCGGCUGGGGAGGUGAGGACGUCACCCUCUACCGCAAAUACGUCAAGAGCAACAUCAAGGUCAUCCGCGCCACCGACCCGGGUAUUUUCCACAUCUGGCAUCCCAAGGUGUGCUCGGGUGGUCCCGGCCAGCGGCUGUCGGCCGACCAGUACAGAGCGUGCAUCAGGUCGCGGGCGCUGAACGAGGCGUCGCACGCCCAAUUGGGCUUCCUUGCCUUCCGCGAGGACAUAGCCAGCCAAGCGGGUGCCAAGGGCUCCUCGGCGGCGAGCAAGAAGAAGAGGCCCGCCCUCAAGCGCCCCAAACCGACCAAGCCCGCGGUGGCUCGGACCAUCAAGGGGCGCACCUGAUCGGCGCAUCUCGUCCACGUGCCUACAUGUGAA
Messenger RNA from Copidosoma floridanum, 2455 nucleotides. Its product is annotated as Chondroitin sulfate N-acetylgalactosaminyltransferase. Lineage: Eukaryota; Metazoa; Arthropoda; Insecta; Hymenoptera; Encyrtidae. Gene Ontology annotation, cellular component: Golgi cisterna membrane. The record is from RefSeq and is a predicted model, not a curated record. Gene Ontology annotation, molecular function: glucuronosyl-N-acetylgalactosaminyl-proteoglycan 4-beta-N-acetylgalactosaminyltransferase activity.